AUUCCGAAGUCUAAACUUCUCUGGAUCUGCUCGUUGUUCGAGGAGUCACAGAGAUAUUUGCCGCCUGCAGGACAACCUCCUCAAGUUUUCUUCUCUACCUCAAUAUUCUUCCUCAAUUGAUUUAAUUUCGAAGAUAUGAUUUCAACGCGAUUUCUAAGACCUUCAGUCUCGAUUUUUGGAUUUGGAAUUAAGUCAUCAAUGUCGUCUCGUGCUCCACCAAAAGCUCUUCUGCAAGAUAUGGUUGUCCCACCGCGGCAACUUUUUGGACCAGGACCAUCGAACAUGGCUGAUUCGAUUGCUGAGACCCAAUCUCGCAAUUUGUUAGGACACUUGCAUCCAGAAUUUGUUCAGAUUAUGGCAGAUGUUCGUCUGGGUCUUCAGUAUGUCUUCAAAACCGACAAUAAGUAUACGUUUGCUGUCAGUGGAACUGGUCAUUCUGGAAUGGAAUGCGCGAUGGUUAAUCUUCUCGAGCCCGGGGACAAAUUCCUUGUAGUAGAAAUUGGACUUUGGGGACAAAGAGCUGCUGAUUUGGCUAAUAGAAUGGGAAUCGAAGUUAAGAAGAUUACUGCUCCGCAGGGGCAAGCAGUUCCAGUUGAGGAUAUCAGAAAGGCAAUUGCUGAUUACAAACCAAAUUUGGUUUUUGUCUGUCAGGGAGAUAGUUCAACGGGAGUUGCUCAACCAUUGGAAACAAUUGGAGAUGCUUGCAGAGAGCAUGGUGCUCUGUUCCUUGUUGAUACGGUGGCGUCCCUCGGUGGAACUCCAUUUGCAGCAGAUGAUCUGAAAGUUGAUUGUGUCUAUUCGGCAACCCAGAAAGUUCUCAACGCUCCACCAGGACUUGCGCCUAUCUCAUUCUCCGAUCGAGCCAUGGAAAAAAUCCGGAACCGAAAACAACGCGUCGCCUCGUUCUACUUUGAUGCCAUCGAAUUGGGCAACUAUUGGGGUUGUGAUGGAGAAUUGAAAAGAUAUCACCACACUGCUCCAAUCUCCACUGUAUAUGCUCUUCGUGCAGCACUUUCUGCAAUUGCAAAAGAAGGAAUUGAUGAAUCAAUCCAAAGACAUAAAGAUAAUGCUCAAGUGUUGUAUGCUACUCUGAAAAAGCAUGGAUUGGAACCAUUUGUAGUGGAUGAGAAAUUGAGAUUGCCAUGUUUGACUACUGUGAAAGUACCGGAGGGUGUUGACUGGAAAGAUGUUGCUGGAAAAAUGAUGACAAAUGGAACGGAGAUUGCUGGAGGACUUGGUGCAACUGUUGGUAAAAUCUGGAGAAUCGGAACGUUUGGAAUUAACUCGAAUUCGACAAAAAUCGAAAAUGUUGUGGAACUUUUGUCGAAAUCAAUUGGAGAGAAAAGCAAGUAGAUCCAUCAGUCGUAGAUCCAUCAAUUUGUGAUUUCAUGCUAAUUUAUGAUUUAUUGUAAUUUCGUAUGCGUUUUGUAUGAACAUUUUAAAUUUAUUUAAUGUUUUUAUGGGUUUUAAUUUGAAUGAACAAAAAACAAG
Messenger RNA from Caenorhabditis elegans, 1491 nucleotides. RefSeq names its product Alanine--glyoxylate aminotransferase (gene agxt-1). The transcript has 11 exons. Gene Ontology annotation, molecular function: L-alanine:glyoxylate transaminase activity. NCBI's taxonomy places the organism in Eukaryota, Metazoa, Nematoda, Chromadorea, Rhabditida, Rhabditidae. Bases 136 to 1353 code for a protein of 405 amino acids. The record is from RefSeq and is marked reviewed.